AUGCCUACCGCCUCGGAGCGUAUCAACGCAUUGAACCCCUUCUCCAAGAAGGAGUCUCAUAGCGCUGGUUCCAUCACGACAUACAAAGUCCUGACCAUCUUGUCUUGGCUUCUCGCCCUGGUCGUUACCCUGUACUACGUCACCAACGAGCCUCACGAUGGCUUCACGAUUCGCAGGAGAAUAUGGGAUCAGAACUACCUGUACCGCACCGCCUUCACUCUGAACGCGACCAUUGUUGAUAUUUACUGGAUUGUUCUUUUCAUCCUCCAGAUCGGCUAUGUCGCCCACCUCUUCUCCAGCAACACCGACUACGUUAACGCUGCUGCCAGCGUCGGUUCUCACUUCAUCUUCCACAACCUACUCCACUUCGCCUUCGUCAUGCUAUUCGUGCGCUCCCACUUCGUCUGGGCCGAGCUCAUCUUGAUCAUCAACUUCGCCAACCUAUCUUCGCUGUACUUCCGCCACAACACAUAUCCUCGUUUCAUCCACUGGCCCGUCGUGUCUGCUCCCUUGGCAUGGACUUUUGUUGCCAUCUACUGGAACGGUGCGAUCAUGGUCCACGACCCCGACAACCUCGUUGCCCGCAUCUUCGGCAACAUCUUCAUUUGGUCCAUCCUUGUCUACGGUGGCUUCUUCAUCACCAUCUACAAGGAUUACACCAUGGGCUUCUCUCUGAGCGUUUUGUCUGCCGCCAUCGGUGUUGCUCAGUUCUACGAUAAGGUUAUUGCCUUCCAGUGGAUCUUUGCCUUCACCAUCAUGGCCGUCCUCUUCGUCUCAACCCUCGUCAUUGCCUACCCUGCUUGGUCUGGCAAGGAGUACUCCUGGCCCCGCCGCUCCGCUCCGGCCGACCAGGAGCGUGCCCCUCUUUUGGCCGACGACCAGUAG
Molecule: messenger RNA, 885 nt
Organism: Colletotrichum chrysophilum
Lineage: Eukaryota; Fungi; Ascomycota; Sordariomycetes; Glomerellales; Glomerellaceae
Exons: 4
Coding region: 1-885 (294 amino acids)
Source: RefSeq, a predicted model, not a curated record